Triticum urartu is the source of this 889-nucleotide messenger RNA. RefSeq lists its product as uncharacterized. The record is from RefSeq and is a predicted model, not a curated record. Lineage: Eukaryota; Viridiplantae; Streptophyta; Magnoliopsida; Poales; Poaceae.
GAGAGAGAAGACUCCAAGUCUCUCUUGAUCGAAGCAGAACGCGUGGAAAUGGACUCCAGAUUCCUCUCGCUCUAUGUAAUACAAGCAACCUGACCAGUCUUCAGUAGUUCACUAUCACGUUUAAUGGCGGAGAUUGUUGCUUCCGCGGUGGUCGGCGAGACGCUUACAAGGAUCUCCAGCUUCAUCAUCGACAAGCCUGCUGGCAAGCGGCCAUGCGACAGAGACGAGAUGGAGAGGCUGGAGAUGGCGCACAUCAAGAUGGAGGCCGCGCUGCAGCUGUCCGACCGGUGGCAGAUCACCGCCGCGCCGGUGCUCCUCUGGCGGAGCAAGCUGAAGCGUGCCGCCCAGGAGUGCGACGACACGCUGCGCCUCUGCAGGCAGCGCCAGCGCGCCGUGGUAGAUGAAGAGCUCAGGCGGCAGGCAUCCUCGCUCCCCACGCGCAUCGCCCACGCGGCCAAGUCGCUCGUGUCAUCUCUCGUCAGCCGCGGCAAGGACGUCGGCGAACCGGUCCCCGUCCGGAGCUUCGAGAGGUUCGCGGAGGGCGCCGGCGAGUUCGUCAGGUUCGUGGAGCUGGGCGGGACCCCGCGGCAGCACCUCUUCUUCGACCCGCUCAUCGGCCACCUCCUCGCGGGCAAGACGGCGCGGUACCAGGCGCUGCAGGGCGGCAGGUUCUACUACCUCGGCAUCCGGCCCACGAGCUUCGCGGAGCGCGGGGUGGAGGCCAUGGUCGGCUUCGUCCUCCAGGACUUCAGGGCGCCUGCCAAGAGCUUCAGCUCGAGGUUCAUGCUGCGCCUCUCCGAGAGCAGCGACGUGCUCGGGAUCAUAGCCAGGUGCAUGUGAAACAAGAGGCUGGAAGCGCAUGCCGGGGCAGGGGCGCAUUGCGUGUUUA